This is a messenger RNA of Adineta ricciae, 627 nucleotides long. The record is from the annotation of a GenBank genome assembly. NCBI's taxonomy places the organism in Eukaryota, Metazoa, Rotifera, Eurotatoria, Adinetida, Adinetidae.
AUGACUGAGCAAAAUGGUCUUCAUUCGAAAUCAAAUGGCGAUCAUAAAGAUGAAUAUUUAUUCAACAAGAAUCAACUCCAAUCGGUAUUCAAAGAAUAUUCAUUAAAAGAUCCUAAACUUGUCGAUAAUAUCUACGACAAAAAGUAUCUUCUUCGACCAUUAGCUCUCUCUGAUUUCCAUCAUGGUUUCGUUGAUUUGCUUCGGCAAUUAACUGAAUGUGGUACAAUCACUUACAAUGAUUAUUUGAAACGUUUUCAACAAAUGAAACAAUGUCCGAACACGUACUACGUCCUCGUUAUCGAAGAUCUUACUUCCGAUCAGCAGAUCGUUGGUACCACAACACUUGUUUGCGAAAAGAAAUUCAUUAGACAACUAGGUGUGCGCGGUCGCGUGGAAGAUGUGGUUGUACACGAUCGCUGUCGUGGACAACAACUUGGUAAACUAAUGGUCGAUCUAUUAACACAAUUUGCACGCGAUGUGUGUGAUUGUUAUAAAAUCUCCUUAGAAUGCAAAGAUCAUCUAGUGACUUUCUAUCAACAAUUUGGUUAUGAUCAUGAAGAUAAACAAAAUUUCUUGUGUCAACGUUUUAAAACCUUGUCAACUAAUCAACGCGAAGCACUCGAAUGA